AUGCUACGCACUACUAGACUAUGGAGCAACCGCAUGCCCGCCGUGGGGAAGCUGUUUUUGAGAAACAGCUCCAGCAAUGCCCUGAACAAGAACAAGUUGCCCUUUUUGCACUCAUCCCAGGGGCCUCAGGCUGUGAGAUACACUGCCCAACAUGAGUGGAUAGCUGUGCACCAGGACAAGACAGCCUUUGUCGGAAUCACAAAGUACGCAACAGACGCCCUGGGGGACGCUACCUACGUUGAGCUGCCAGAGGUGGGCACCGAGAUCGCCCAAGGUGAGUCGCUAGGGUCCAUCGAGUCCGUCAAGUCGUCCUCUGAGAUAUACCAGCCUGCUGACGGUACUGUAGAGGAGAUUAACACUCAUCUCGAGGAGAAUCCAGGCGUGGUGAACGAAGAUCCCAUGGGUGAUGGCUGGCUGGUCAAGAUGAAACUGGGCGAGAACGUCAAUGUGGAACAGGUCGAAGGCCUGAUGUCCCUAGAGCAGUACGAAAAGACACUGGUCCAUGACGACUGA
Messenger RNA from Saccharomyces kudriavzevii IFO 1802, 513 nucleotides. It is a transcript of the gene GCV3, whose product is annotated as glycine decarboxylase subunit H. The transcript has a single exon. Bases 1 to 513 code for a protein of 170 amino acids. The record is from RefSeq and is a predicted model, not a curated record. Gene Ontology annotation, biological process: protein lipoylation; glycine decarboxylation via glycine cleavage system. NCBI's taxonomy places the organism in Eukaryota, Fungi, Ascomycota, Saccharomycetes, Saccharomycetales, Saccharomycetaceae. Gene Ontology annotation, cellular component: glycine cleavage complex; cytoplasm; mitochondrion.